UGGUUCCUAAAUUCUAGUUCCAUAAUGAUGUCCCCAGCCUCCCUAAAGCCCCAUGAGGGGUACAACGCUCAAGACAUGAACUUUGGACGUUUGUUCAAGGCUUCCACACAGACCAGCAAGCGACUCUUGAAGGAAGUGUUUGUGAUCAUGAUGAACAGAUCCCACGUGAGUGCCACAGACAAGUAUCCAAUAACCGUAGCUGACUACUGCUUCAAUGUCCUCCUGUGGUCCAAUGCCAAGUAUCGGGAAAAUUUCAAUGCUGAGGAAAGACUGCUAAUGGAGCAAGAUCUGUCCUCAGCAGAUUUUGAUGUUUCUCUCCUCACCAAGAUGAUCCAUAAGCUGUUUUCGAGCAUGAACCUUCCUGAAUCCUACUCAAGGGCGAUACGAGACCUAAAGAAUGUCCGAAACAGAAUGUGUCAUAAUCAUCUGGAGAUGGACCAUGCAGAGCUCAUUGCUAACUUUGACGACCUCAAAAUGUUUUUUGGUAAUCUCUUAAAAGAAGCUGCAGAUUUUUUCAGCAUUGAAAUAGAAGACCUGCAUAAUAUUUUCCAGAGUGAAGCAGAUGGGAUCUUGCACUCACCUACAACGACAGAGGCUUCCAGUUACUUUAAUAAUCUGGAACAAUUUCGAGGUGAUCUUGUCGGUCGGUUCAUCAUAAAGUCGAGGCCGGAGGUGAUGGAACAAUACUCUAAACUGAAGAGUUUAAAUCCCUUUACCUGGCUGAGUGAUGAACAGUUUCCAGACCUUCUGGUGGAUAAGAUCUUCACUCCUCUCCAAAUUAAUGAACAGAGCAGAAUUAUUGAAGUGGAUUCGCUUCUUGCUACAAAAUUGGUGAGUCUUGAAACACAGGAGACUUCAGGAAUACUCCCAUCUGUCCUGGUCCUCUCUGGCAUAGCAGGCUGUGGCAAGACGUCCCUCUGCCGGUACGUGCUACACAACUGGAGAGCCAGACUUGGUGUUAUCACUGCACUUAGAGCCAUCGACCUCAUCAUCCAUAUUGAACUCAGGAAUGUGACGUGUAACACACUCGUAUCACAUCUGCGAAGAAGUUUGCUCAGCAAAACUUGCAAGAGUUUCGAAGAAAAAGACAUCAUUGAAAUCUUGCAGGAAAUUAACGUCUUGUUUAUUAUUGAUGGGAUGGAUGAGGCGACGACAGAUGGCAGGCAGCUGGUAAAUGAGGUGCUGUCAGUAAUUGGUAAUUCCCGGGUUAUCAUAACUACUCGUCCCGAGUUCACCUUGAGUGUUGUUCAAGUAGCAGAGAGGUACCAUCUCUCCCACAUGGAACUCUACGUUCACGGCUUUUCUGAGCAAGGAAUGACCAAGUUUACGUCAAAGGUCUUCUCUUCUCUUGAAGCAAACGAGAAGAAACGUCGCCAGCAGGAGUGUGGGUUUCUGAAGAUGCUGCAGACAAGUGGCAAAAAUCUUGGGGACCACCUCAAGCUGCCUCUUACGCUGGCGAUGCUCAUCUGCCUCUGGCGAGAUGACGAAGCCAGACUGUCUCACGUUACUUCUGCAACAAGACUUUAUUAUGAGAUUUUCAGGAUGUGCACCUCGAAGAUGAUCUCCCGGCUUCAGGCAAGAACGUCGCUCCACCCCAUGGAGUUGGAGGCCUUCGCGGAGGAGUGGCUAAUGAAGUUAGGAAAAGAAGCAUUCGAGAUGCUGGAUAAUCGUGAAUUUCUUAUAAGUCAUGACAGACGUAGAGUUCUUGCCUCCUUCUGUUCUGAGCGCCAUAUUGACAGCAUUCAGGUUUUUUCAGCAUUUCUUGUGUGUGAAGUAAAUAAUAGCAUGAAGGGAACACAGUACCACUUUAGCUUUAUACACAAAAGCCAAAUGGAGUAUUUAGCUGCGUUCUAUCUUGCUAGAGAGUUAAAGUUGAAGGGAGAAUCUUCAGUUCAAAAUAUCUCCAUUUGGAUGGAAAAUUUGAUGAUAGACAACACAGGCAGGACAGAAAACAAAAUAUUACAAAUAUCCCCAAGCAAAUUGUUAUCAAUGAAAGUAAAUAAAUGGUUGAACACCCAUGCCUUUAUUGUAGGCCAUCUAUGUAUGAUGAACGCCUCAGAUUUGGUUCAAGAAUUUGUUAAAAGUUUGUUCCAGUUGCGCCUACGUACCUUCGGCCCAUCGUCACUCUGGCAGAUUGUUUUGGAGUCCGACCUACAUCCUGGGGUCUGCAAGAUGAUUGACACUGUGUCAGACAAUACAUUCAUAUGGUAUCCAUAUACUGAAGAGCUAUGUUAUCCAGGACAUCCAGUUUACCUAUUGCUUAAACAUACAAAUUUCAAACUUCAUGGAGUUAAUAUUAGGAUCCAUGGCAGCGUUAAUUCCGUCAGUGUCUUGGAAGAGAAUGGACUCGUUGUCAUGAAGAGCUACGAAAACUUGGUGCCCCUCCUUUCAUAUCUCGCCAGCCAGCCAUCCACCAAGGUCGCCCUGAGACUGGACCAACAGUACUACAGCUGGGGCGACCCAGAAACUGCCGACGACCUUCUGACAACUCUUCUCCCAAAAGGAAACCUCACAGCAGUUAUGUGUCAUCUGGGAGCUCUUGGUGCUGCUGCUUUGGCCUCUGUCAGGAAGAUUGGCGAAGUUUGUAUCAGGGUGUCUGAUCUCUCAACUCUGAUUGUUGUAAGAAACUCUUUGUCUACCAUCAGAAGAAAUGUGGAUCAUGUGACACUGCGCCUAGACAUUCCACCAACAGUGUUGCCAUCGUCCCUGCCGACCUUCAAGCAGCCUCUGGAGCUAAGCAUCAUCCUGAGAGAAGUGGACGAUUCCCAUGUUGAUUGGGCCAGUGAAGCCAUAACUCGCCUCAGCACAUCUUACAAGGAGAUUGACCUUGUAGCAUCUCGUCUCACACCCUCAGGAGGAGAGGCAUUCCUCAAGGCGCUAAGCGAUAAACAAGUGAAUAUCUUGGAUCAACUAACGAUACGCUCCACUCACAGGCUUGAGGAGAGUCACUACCAGGAAAUGUCUCAAAUGAUCCAGUGUCACUUUUCUUGGUGGUACUGAGGAUCUCACAGAACACGUAGUACUAUUGUUGUUCCAUCUCUAAAAAUGUGACAACAUUUUUAUAGAUGGAUGUGAAUGUCCAUAGUACUGUGGUACUACUGGUGCCUUAUCUAUAAAAAUUGGGAUACAGAAGUACUAUUUGAGGGGAGUAAACAAUAUAAAUCAUCAAAUUAAAUAAUACUUGAACAAGGUAUAAUAAAUACAGCAAAAAAGUGUUUAGUUUCAUUAUCAGGGUUUUUAGCACAUUCUGUGAGAAGUUGAUAAACAGAAAUAUAAUCUGUAAACAUAAUUCCAAAACUGGGGAUGGUGCAUGUACCUCGCAAUAUUAGUUACAUUAGAGAUCCUGCAAACACAUCAUUACCAGGUGUUAACACUAACACAAGAGAUGUUAGGGGCCUGACUUCUGAGUGGACAGCACUUCAGAUUCAUAGUCCUGAGGUUCCGGGUUCGAUCCCCAGUAAAGGCGGAAACAAACGGGCAGAGUUUCUUU
Messenger RNA from Procambarus clarkii (red swamp crayfish), 3490 nucleotides. The record is from RefSeq and is a predicted model, not a curated record. NCBI's taxonomy places the organism in Eukaryota, Metazoa, Arthropoda, Malacostraca, Decapoda, Cambaridae.